CGCCGAAGAAGCCGGCAUUUUAAAGAUACAAAAAGAAGCAGACAAAAACACUGCAAAAACCUCGAAAAAGUGAUAGUUUAGGGUUUCUCUUUCUCUGAACUAAAGAAUACAGGCAUCUACUUCCUUGUACUGUAAGUUUCUUUGUUCCAUUUUUUGGAUUAAUUCAUUCUGUAGUUUCAAAAUUCGAGCAAAAAAGUGGAAAAAAAAUUGAACUUUUAUUGUGUUUUCCAGCGAUUUCUGGUUCGGAUUUUAGCUUUCUGAGAACUCUGCUGAAAAAAACUCGGUGAGAAGUUAUUUUCUGGGAUGACAAUAUUUUGUGAUUGAAUAUUUGAAGUUUUUGUGGUUAUUUUCCGAGUCUGAAGUGAAAAUGGCAAAGCAAAGUAGCAAAUGCUUGCUUUCGUGGCCUAUAAAGCUUUUCAGAGAUGGAUAUGAAUGAUAGUUGGGGAUUUUGAUCCAUUCACUUGGAAAACAGGGUAACUUGAAGUUCAAAUGAUGGUUUGGUUUGUUUUUUACUACCAGCGUAGACAUCGUAUGUGUAAUCCACUGAAAUAGUAAUUACUGGGGUCAAUUUGAAGUGUGAAUGGUUGAAUAGGGAAUUAUUUAGAUUCCUCUGGUUAUACACCAUUUUUCCCUGUGGAAAAGAGCAGAAAGCUUGUGGUUUUGAGGUUGAUUGACUGGCAAAUACUGGUGAAUUGGAAUUUUCAUGGUGUAUAAUCAGAAGCUAGGGUUAUAUUUGAAGUGGCGUGGUUACCUGAUGCUGUUGAGCCGAUAUUUUGAAAAUUUGAGCUUUAGAGAUAUUCGGCUAUUUUAGGCUGGUAUUUUGUGAAGAAAUGUGCAAUAACGUAGACAGAAUGAAAGAUAGCUGUUAAGAUGUAAAUUUACAGAGAUAGGUUGUAAAUUAAGGCUUGAUGAUUAUCUGAAAAGGUUUCAUUGGAUUCGAAAAAUUCAAACUGUGUAAAACUGUAAAUAGGUGGUGCUGUUUGGACAAUUUAGGUCUAUUCAGUUUUCUAUACUUUCAAGUGAUCUUAUUAGUGAAUAGCUUUCAUCUGUCUUAUAUAUGAAGCAUCAUAACAUAAAAACAGGAGGGAUGGGAUUUCACUAAUUCAAAAGGGGUGGUAAAGAGUUGUUGCGGUUGGCAAGGCACUGAAAGAAUCAAAGAUGGGGUAAUGCUUGCCUUGUAUCGGAUUAUUUAGUGAAAGCAAAUCCGAACCAUGUCAUAAAGCUGGCAAAAAGGCCUACAUCUAUUCUUAAAUUCUUCAUAAUUGUAUGGGCUGUGAGUCAGAGCUUUUAUCCAUUGGACUGGGCUCUUCUUCGAUGCACACAUGAUCAUGCCUCAGAUGAUUGGUUUUCUACUCAUCAGAGAAUCAUGGUGGGAAUGGGUCAUGCUUAAUGUCUUCUUUGGAUGAGGGUCUUGGGUUUCAAGGGCUGGUUCUGGAGUAGCUUUUCUGCUGAAACAUGAAUUGUACUGAGAAAAACAAAGACACUGUAGAAGAACAAGGGGCUAUGCAGAUGGGGCCAUUCGAUAGACCUGGGAUUGUUGAGGAGUUUAGGAUAGAUGAAAGGCUGCUGAUCAAUCCCAAUUUGCUGUUUGUUGGUUCAAAGAUAGGAGAGGGUGCUCAUGGAAAGGUCUAUGCGGGAAAAUAUGGAGAGCGGACUGUCGCGAUUAAAAUGCUUAAUUGUGGCAAUACUCCAGAAGAAAGAGCAAAACUUGAAGGUCGUUUUGCCAGAGAAGUUACUAUGAUGUCUAGAGUAAGACAUGAAAACCUGGUUAAGUUUAUUGGUGCUUGUAAAGAACCACACAUGGUGAUCGCAACAGAAUUAUUACCGGGGAUGUCAUUGAAGAAGUAUCUGAUGAGUAUUCGUCCAAAACAAUUAGAUCUUCAUAUUGCAAUAAGUUUUGCCCUUGACAUUGCUCGUGCCAUGGAUUGCCUCCAUGCGAAUGGAAUUAUCCACAGGGAUCUGAAACCUGACAAUUUACUGCUUACUGAGGAUCAGAAAACAUUGAAGCUUGUCGAUUUUGGGCUUGCAAGGGAAGAGUCUGUGACUGAGAUGAUGACUGCGGAAACUGGAACUUACCGUUGGAUGGCACCUGAGUUAUAUAGUACAGUGACGUUGCGCCAUGGGGAGAAGAAACACUAUAAUAACAAGGUGGAUGUUUAUAGCUUUGGGAUCGUUUUGUGGGAACUGUUGACGAAUCGCUUGCCAUUUGAGGGCAUGACCAACUUGCAAGCUGCAUAUGCUGCUGCUUUUAAGCAAGUGAGGCCUGCUCUUCCUGAUGACACGCCUCAAGAGCUAGUGUUCAUCAUUCAAUCAUGUUGGGUCGAGGACCCGAAUGUGCGACCAAGUUUCUCUCAGAUCAUCCGCAUGCUCAACGCCUUCCUCUUCACUCUCCCACCUCCCUCCCCCAACAAAACCCUAAACCCUGAUCCCAUGCUGCAGCCUCUCCAUAGAGAAACAACGGAACCAUCAGCUCGCGCAAAGAGAAGGUUCUCCUUUCUCCGCCACCUCCUUGCUCUAAGGCGGGUAAGGAACACAGCAUGAACAUGCAUCACAUGCAUGCAUAUAUGCAUGUCACUUGCUUGGAAAUUGAUACACAGGUGCACACAUGAAGAUUUGGAGUGUGCAUGCCAAAAUGUAUUACAAGCACACAUACGUAUAUACAUGCAUACGUAUAGAGACACGUGCAUGUGUGGAUGUGUAUAAAACAUGAUACACAUACAUAUGCAUGUGUGUACAUAGAUUUGGGAAACAAAUAGUUUGGAUAUGCGGCCGAGAGGCGUGAAGCUCUGAGUUAUGGGUUUUGGUCCCUUUAUCGCGUAUUCGGAAAGAGAAAUGAAAGAGAUAUAUGAUGUUUUGGAUGGAUAGUGCAGAUUGGGGAGAUUGAUAUGGCUCUUUAAAUAUAGGCCCUUCAUUGGAGUCAGAUUCUGUUUUUGCGGUACACAUGCUGCAUUUUAUUUUAUGUGAAUGCAACUUCUUUGUGUGCAUGUAUGUGUAUGUCGUCACAUGUACUAUGUAUGAAUGGAAAAUUUAGUAUACAAAGGGAUACAUCAGCGAGAGCUUCGAUGCCUGAAGUAUGGUUUCUGUAAAAA
This is a messenger RNA of Amborella trichopoda, 3089 nucleotides long. Its product is annotated as Protein kinase superfamily protein. Gene Ontology annotation, biological process: protein phosphorylation; signal transduction. Lineage: Eukaryota; Viridiplantae; Streptophyta; Magnoliopsida; Amborellales; Amborellaceae. Gene Ontology annotation, cellular component: cytoplasm. The record is from RefSeq and is a predicted model, not a curated record. Gene Ontology annotation, molecular function: ATP binding; protein serine/threonine kinase activity.